Gaeumannomyces tritici R3-111a-1 is the source of this 1340-nucleotide messenger RNA. Its product is annotated as oxidoreductase. Lineage: Eukaryota; Fungi; Ascomycota; Sordariomycetes; Magnaporthales; Magnaporthaceae. The transcript is spliced from 3 exons. The coding region runs from base 116 to 1189 and encodes 357 amino acids. The record is from RefSeq and is a predicted model, not a curated record.
GGACACCACUGUGAUAAGAGGAGCUGGAGGAGUCACCCGAGCUAAACCUCGCAUCACUCACAGCCCAGACAUUCGGUGAUUGCCUUUCUUUUCCAUACAGUAACGCCAUAGCAACAUGGCGGCCGCAGCUGCGCAAAUCCCCGUCAUCGACAUCGCGGCCGAGGACCAAGCCCAGGUCGCUCGGGAACUGGUUGACGCCGCUGUCGAGCAUGGAUUUGUGUACAUCAAGAAUCAAGGGAGGGAUAUCCCCUUGGAGGCUAUAGAGAAUGCCUUUGCCAUGUCCAAGACGCUGUUCGCGUCGCCAACCGAGGAGAAGCAGCAAUGCACCAUCCAGAAGAACAACCGCGGCUGGUCUGGCAUGCACGUCGAGACUCUUGAUCCGGCACACCAGCGGGUUGGCGACUUCAAAGAGGCUUUCAAUUUCGGCGAGUUCGUCAAUGGCGUUCCCCAGCAGCCGCUCCCACCGGCCAUCUCCUCGCAGGUCGCCGAUAUCGACACCUUCUUCCAUCAGUGCCACGACCUCGCCCUCAAACUCAACGCCCUUCUCGGCGUCGGUCUGGCCACGGACCCUCCUGACUUCUUCCGCGCUGCCCACCUACCAUCACGAGGCCCCUCGGGCACCACCCUCCGGUGGCUCCGCUACCCGCCCCUGGCCGCGACCCCUGACGCGCAGACCGACGAUGUCCGCGCCGGUGCCCACUCUGACUACGGCAGCCUGACGCUGUUAUUUCGGCUCAAGGGCCAGGCCGGCCUCGAAAUCCUGACCAGGGAGAACAACUGGGCCCCCGUUCCCGUCUCUCCUCCCGGCACCGAGUCGGACCCGGCCCCGCCCAUCCUGGUCAACAUUGGUGACCUUCUCAGCUACUGGACCGGGGGACUGCUACGCAGCACCGUGCAUCGUGUCGUCUUCCCCAAGAGCGAGGAUGCGCGCGCCGCUGCAGCGGCCAGAGGGGAGGAUGACGCGCAGCCGCGGUACUCGAUGGCCUUUUUCUGUCACCCUGCGGGCUCGGUAGCGCUCGAGCCUGUGCCGAGCGAGCGCGUCCGGGAGUUUGCUGCCAAGGGGAAGGAGGCACGUGAGGGGAACCCGUACGAUCAGCGCAAGGUGCUGACGGCAGAGGAGCACCUGCAUAUGCGUCUCAAGGCGAGCUACUUGACACUGUAUGAAGGUGACGACGACAAGGCCAAAUAGGUGCCUAUUUUGUUGGAUAUUUCCUAGAUAGGAACCGAGUUGGUGGAACCCUUGGGCAGCGUUUGCUGCUCAAGGCCACCCGCUAAUAGGAGAGAUUCCGUUCCUGGAAAGUGGAGACAUUCAACGAUGUGGGGCGUGGGGAAAAUGCGAG